CCGGGGCUGGUUCGCAAGUAGCCAGAAGGGCGAGAGAGCAUAGACUCCGGUCUAAUAAGAGGUUGGGCAACCUUUUUUUUUAAUAUUCAGAAUACCAGACUUGUGUGUGUGCGUGUAGCGCUUUGUCCCGCAACACCCCCCCCCAACCCUCUAGCAUAAGCUUAAACAGGUACACACUAUUUUCUUAUUCUCUACUUGAUCACAACACACCAUCCGUGAAAAAAAACACCAAUUGCUUAAAGUAUAUUUGUUCUGGCGCCCCCUAGAUGGAAGGUACUGCGCGUCGAAAGUCAUCGACGGGUACGCCAGCACCAAAGAAAAAUACAGAUUGGCUCGUUGGUCGACGAAUCAAGAUCAAGACAGCAUCCAAUGAAGAGAUCCAAGGACGCAUCUAUACCUACGAUCGCAUGACAAACAGCAUUGCGCUUGAGUGCUCGCCCGAUAAUACACAACAUCAAAGCCGGAAAGGUCUUCCGUUCCGUAUCAUUAAAAUCUCGCAUAUCAAAGAAGUCUUGGCGAACGACGAAGGCAACAGCAGUGGAGGCGGCGAUGGAGGGAACUACUUACCUAUCAGUUAUGUACAUGUGGAACGGUUGGAUGCACGCGAAUCGAGCGGUGUCAAGCAUAUGCGACAACGGGUUGCAAAGAUGGGUGUUGGCGUGACAAAGGAGGCACAAGACAUUUUUGAUGCAUUAAGCAAAACAUUGCCAUGCCGUUGGUCGAACGAUAUCAUUGUGGUCCUGGAUGAAGUCCUGAUUCAGCCUCCGUAUGGUAUCGAAAAUUGUAAAGCAAAUGCGUCUUCUGCAGCAUCUUUGGCUCGUGUAAAGAAAGUGUUGGAAGGUGAAAGGAGAAGGCUGGAGCGAUCAUCAUCAAAGAAGUAAAAUAAAAAUUUCCUUUUUAAGCAACUCAUCCCAACAAGCCACGGUGCAACUUCCGCUUCCCCCUCCUUUCUGUCU
Molecule: messenger RNA, 956 nt
Organism: Zychaea mexicana
Lineage: Eukaryota; Fungi; Mucoromycota; Mucoromycetes; Mucorales; Lichtheimiaceae
Product: anticodon-binding domain-containing protein
Exons: 4
Coding region: 267-881 (204 amino acids)
Source: RefSeq, a predicted model, not a curated record